Messenger RNA from Topomyia yanbarensis, 1617 nucleotides. RefSeq lists its product as uncharacterized. The record is from RefSeq and is a predicted model, not a curated record. Gene Ontology annotation, cellular component: membrane. Bases 1 to 1485 code for a protein of 494 amino acids. The transcript has 2 exons. NCBI's taxonomy places the organism in Eukaryota, Metazoa, Arthropoda, Insecta, Diptera, Culicidae. Gene Ontology annotation, molecular function: transmembrane transporter activity. Gene Ontology annotation, biological process: transmembrane transport.
AUGAUGAUGAUUAAGAAAAAUAUUCGUCAGAUUUACGCUAUAUCAUCAGGUAAAUGUGGCAAAUUAGUUGUUGACAAAAAAAGUUUAAUUUGUCUUCCAGGUCUGUUAACCUUGAUCCCGUCGGGAAUAUUUCUCGCCGUUGGAUUAUUCAACCCUGAGCUGCAUCGACAUUCGUGGACGUUUGACCACGAGGAGCACACGAUACUGUUAACUAUUCUCUUGUUCCACAUCGGAGCGAUUGCCGGAGCAGCUAUCACCGUAUUGCUUCUUCCCACCUACUACAAACAACACAUUGCGCGCUUCUACUACUACGCCUACAUCGGAGCCGGUGUUCUCCUGGCAGCCCGUUUCUACGAUCUCUGGUCAAUUCUGAUCGCGAGAAUCAUCGGUGGAAUGGCGUUCGGGUCCGUCUAUCUGACCAUCGUUAUUCACGCGGGAGAGAUCGCUGCCGAUGACUUUCGCACGACUGUAGUUGCCUUCGUCAGCAUAUUCCUUAUGAUCGGAUACCUCAUGCAUGCUACGAUCAAUUCGCUGAUUAUGCACGACGAUGCAAUGGAACCGACCCAGAUCUACGGAAUUGUUGCGAUUCUAGCAGGUGUGUUCAGUGGCCUUUCGGCCACUUUUCUUACGCGAGAGUCGCCGUUUUUCCUGCUGAAACGAGAGGGAGAAGCAUCUGCGGCGGACACCAUUGCCAAGCUGCGACAAGAACCGAUCGAUUCUACGGUGGUGUUUGCUGAACUAGUCGAGGUUAAGAUAACGGUUCGGAAUGAUCCAGAGGAGCAUGGCAGUAUCCACAAGGAAAGGAAUCUAAGACCGUUGAUCCUGUUGAUUGUUUGCGCUAUUGUGAAGGCAUUGUGCUUCAAUCUAAUUCUUAACCUUCUCCAACUUUACGUCGUUGAUGAAGUGAACUUCUGGUGGAACAUCGAAGAAUACAACAUAGCACCUGUGUUACUGAUACUGAUUCGGUUAGCUAUAGCAGUUCUUUGGAUCCGAACUGAAGAUAAACUUCCCAAGAAGCUACUGUUUACACUGACAAGCUUCUUCAGCGGAGCGAUCCUGGUAGGGACCGGAGUAUGCUACCUAACCGAUAAUGACCUGUCGGCUAGCACUACAGUUCCCCUGUUUUGUGUCUAUCAGUUGGUGUCCGCAAGCGGAACUUCCUUCAUAGGGGAUGUCUUCUGCUCGGAAGCAUUUUCACCGAAAAAGAAAAUACUCUCGGUUGCUGUUGUACAAUCGGUUGAGCAAUUGGUUCACAUCGUCGUUCUGUCGGUGGCAUUUUCACCCAAAUUCUCCCUUCAUCGGGGAAUAUUUGGGGAGAUCUUACUGGUAGCCGGAGUACCUGUUCUGGUGGGUAGCAUCGUGCUGCAGUUGCUGCUACCGGAGACGAAAAACAUGUCCCUUCGGAUGGCACGGGCUGAGUUUGAGCAGAAGGAGAAAAUUUCAAGUCGGCGGGCAAAAUGGUGUGUAAAAACGUGCACUAUCUAGUGUAAUUGUGACAAAGAUACAUUUGAGAAUAGUGAACUCUGCUUGAAAAAUAAUAUCGGUUCCACCCAUACACGAAUGUUGUUUGAUUAUUUAGUUUUAAGAGUGAUGAUAUUGUCGGAGUACCUAUGAAGA